Pygoscelis adeliae (Adelie penguin) is the source of this 1482-nucleotide messenger RNA. RefSeq names its product E3 ubiquitin-protein ligase TRIM39-like. Gene Ontology annotation, molecular function: protein binding. The record is from RefSeq and is a predicted model, not a curated record. NCBI's taxonomy places the organism in Eukaryota, Metazoa, Chordata, Aves, Sphenisciformes, Spheniscidae.
CUUUUCAGGUCAAACUCCAGAAAUCCCUGGAGCACCUUUCAAAGGAAGUGGAGGACAUGAAGAAGUGUGAGUCAGCAGAAAGGAUGAAAACCCAGGAGUGCAAGGAGACGGUGAAGAAAAAGCGGGAGAGGAUUGUGAGCGAGUUUGGGAAGCUGCAUCGGCUGCUGGCUGAUGAGGAGAAGCUGUUGCUCCAGAAGCUGGAGGAGGAGGAGAAGCGGAUUCUGCUGAUGAUCAAUGAACCUGGCAGGCUGUUGCUCCAGAAGCUGGAGGAGGAGGAGAAGCGGAUUCUGCUGAUGAUCAAUGAAAACCUGGCCCUACCUGUGGAGCAGAAGUCCUUGCUGGAGGAACUGAUCCUGGAGAUAAAGGAGGAGCCCCAGCAGCCGGCCGACGAGUUGCUCAAGGACAUGAAAAGCGUCCUGAGCAGGUGCGAGGGGGUAAAGUUCCAGUCCUCCAAGGCUGUGUCCGUGACCCUGAAGGAAAACUACAGCAUCCCCGAGCGCUGCCUGGGCAUGAGGGACAUGCUGAAGAAGUUUAAAGUGGACGUGACUCUGGACCCCGAGACGGCGCACCCUGAGCUCACCCUGUCUGAGGACCGCAAGAGCGUGCGGCGCGGGAGCAAGAAGCUCCUUCUGUCCCUCUUCGACAACCCCAAGAGGUUCAGCACUGCUCCAGUGGUGCUGGGGAGUCAGGUCUUCUUCUCAGGCCGCUGCUACUGGGAGGUGCAGGUGGGAGACAAGCCGGAGUGGGGCUUGGGGCUGUGCAGGGAGUCUACCAGCCGGAAAGGCAACGUCGUCUUCUCCCCAAACAAUGGCUACUGGGUGCUGCGGCUGCAAAACGGGGGCAACUAUGAGGCCCUCACCUCGCCUGUCUCCCCUCUGACCCUGAGCGUGAGACCCCGGCGCAUCGGGAUCUUCCUGGACUAUGAGGCAGGAGAAAUCUCCUUUUACAACGUGAGUGACCGCUCCCACAUUUACACCUUCACCGACAAGUUUUCAGGGAACGUCCGGCCUCUCUUCUUCCUGGGUGCCUUUUUGGGGGGCAGAAAUGCAGAGCCCUUGGUGAUCUCCUGGGUCAGGGACACGCAGGGGACCGGGUGCAUCGUCCUGUGACAGUGGCUGCCCUGGCUUCUCACCGGCGGGCAGAGACCUGGGAGCCCGACCGGCUCCUCCUGUGCGUGGGGCAGCACCGCUCUGUGCCUUGGUGAGCAUCAUGGCAGGGUCCCCGCGUGCUCCUGGCUGCCGGGGGUGACCCGCCAAGUGUGACACCCACCGCGUGCCAUGCCCGUGCUGGGAAGGGCACUUUGCAGCGGGGAUGUGCCAUAACCCCCUGUGCUGCCAAUGGGGACAGGGGAGCCCGCUGACCACCGCUGCCCUGCCCCUCAUCUCACGGGCUGCUGGAGAAGGAUGCGCACCCAGCCUGCUGUGUAGUGCUGAUUUUGGUGUGAGUUGUGCUGGAACAAGGCAAUAAAGGGUUGAUUUGGGG